AUGUCAACAACAGGUUACGUCCCUCCGCCCGACCAAACGGCUACUCAGCAUGAAGGAACAUCCUCUUUGGCCAUAAAUAAUACAUUCCCUCGUCGCUUCAUGACACUCAUCGCACUUAAAACGUCCGCCCGCUUCUACAAACAUAAUGGGCCUUGCAUCCCCAUUUCAAAAUCUCUCAUCGUCAAGAAGGGGCCAUUUAUCCACCUCACUGAAGCAGCUACUAUGCAAUUCGUUGCAGCCAAUACUUCUAUUCCUGUGCCGACUAUUCACUGCUCAUUCGUGCACAAGAACAGAGCACAUAUAGUUAUGCAGCGCAUUCAGGGAAAAAGCAUCGCGGAUACCUGGAGAGACUUAUCAGAUACUGAUCGAUCAAACAUCUUUACUCAGCUACGGCGCAUGUUUCAAGAACUACGGUCUCUUACUCCACCUCCCAAUACAGGAAUUGAGAGCUAUAUAGGCGGCUCAUUACGCGACUCUCAAAUACCACGGUCAAGACCAAGAUUUGGCCCAUUCAAGACCGUUCAAGAUUUUCAUCGAUGGCUGCGCGAGGACCUCCAGCCUGAGGACCACCCAGAUCGUGCUGAUGAUCAGAAUUGGAAAGACAUCAAAGAGAUAAUCACCAAACAAGACGGCUCGUGGCCACCGCCAGUAUUUACUCAUGGAGACCUGAACCCCUUCAACAUCUUAGUACGGGGCGAUCAAGUCGUUGGUAUCAUCGACUGGGAAUUUGCUAUUUGGAAUCCGUACUAUUGGGAGUAUACAUCUGCAUGGUUGGGAAAUCUUAUUCGGCAGGGCUGGCAAGAGUCGCUUACCAAGUUCUUGGAUCCAUAUCCCGUGGAGCUGGAGAUGGAGAAGACAAGACAUAGAUGGUGGGGUGAUCUCUGA
Molecule: messenger RNA, 885 nt
Organism: Fusarium tjaetaba
Lineage: Eukaryota; Fungi; Ascomycota; Sordariomycetes; Hypocreales; Nectriaceae
Product: serine threonine kinase
Exons: 1
Coding region: 1-885 (294 amino acids)
Source: RefSeq, a predicted model, not a curated record